This is a messenger RNA of Closterium sp. Yama58-4, 2802 nucleotides long. NCBI's taxonomy places the organism in Eukaryota, Viridiplantae, Streptophyta, Zygnematophyceae, Desmidiales, Closteriaceae. The record is from the annotation of a GenBank genome assembly.
AUGGCUUCCGGCCAUGGUGGAUCUUUAGCACGAGGUGCAGGCAGCGCUCAGGGCGGCGCACCAGGUUCCCCACCACGACCUACGGAGGGGCGAGUAGGGGAUGGACCUGGAGGAGCCGGCGCUUGCUUCGUGGGGGGGUUUCUUUUCUUAGCGGCGCCGACAUCUCGUCACUCUUUCCGUUACGACGACCCUCGACCCCCUCCUUCAGGGCAGACGCGGCCGGAGAGUGGCAGUAAGGAGGAGGAUGAGGAGGAGGAGGAAGAGGAGGAGGAUGAGGAUGACGAGGGGAGCGGGGAUGACAGUGAGGCCGGGUGGGACCCAGAGACGCAUGGCGGUGGGGAGGGGGGGGAUGAUGAUGAAGACCAUGAGAUGGAUGGGUUGGAGCCAGAGGAGGUGGAGGAGGAGGUGGGAGAGGGUGGUGGAGGGGCGACGACAGAGGCGGGAUCACAGCAUGUGCGUGAAGGCGGAGGGAGCGUGGGGGUUAAAGUGGGGAGAAAGGCCGCGUCUAUUAAGGCGCCGAGGCGAAGGAAGAGGGCGACCAAGUUGAGGGAGCGUGCGUAUCCCUGCACGUUCACUGGGGCGCCCUUGGGCGAGGGUGUGAUCGCUCCGGAGUUCCUAGAUGAGGACGGAGGGUCCGAGAGUAGUAAGGGGACUGCUAAGGUGGGGAACAGGAAACCGAGGUGGCAAGUACAGAUGUUCGGACCGAAAGGGACAGACGAGAAGCGUCAGUGCAAGAUUUGCACUGACAGGAUUUUGUGGAAGCAAUCCACAACAACACCCGGCGAGCGGCACUUCGAGAGCUACCACACAACGCACAUGCACGUGUGGUACCACCUUUACCACACCCCGUCCGUUCAGUUGCCAGGGGAGACGAAGAAAGGGAAGGCGGAUGGUGGAGGUCAGGGGUCGGGCGGGAUCGAGCGGUUCAUGACAACCAAGCUUACCUCGGUGGAGCUACGGCAGGCGAUCGCCAAGCUGGUGGUCACCUGCGACCUCCUCUUCCGCAUCGUCGAGGCCGAGGCUUUUCGGGAGCUAUUGAUCCUGCUAAACCGCCAAUGCGCGCAGAAGAACUUCAUCCCCUCGCGCUGGACGGUUUCCCGCGACACUGUGGUCUAUGCAGCAGCCGCUCUUCAGUCAGCCAUUGCGGAGAUGCUGGCGAAGGAGGGGGAGUUGGGGUGCAAGGUGCCGAUCACCAUCGACAUGUGGACGGCACCCAACAACAGGGCGUGGAUAGUGGUGACAGGUCAUUGGAUAGACGAGAACUUCCAGCUGCGCACAAUGGUGCUCGAGUUCCACGAGAUGCACGGGCGGCAUGGGGGCAAGGAGAUGGCGAGGGUGGUUGAGGACACGGUGGUGCAGUGCUUGGCACACGUGAUCAACCUUGCAGUGAAGGCAGCUCUCGCUGUGGCUGCCAUCCGCAAGUUGUUGAAGGUUCUGAGAGAGAUGGCCUCGUGGAUUGGCUUCUCGCCGCAGCGCUCAAGGAAGUUCUUGGGCCUUCAGCGGACCUUGAACACGCAGGCCAACCCCGCCAAACCGAAGCCGGCGUUGAAGCUGGUGCAGGACAGUCCCACGCGCUGGGGGUCGACCCACGACAUGGUCGAGCGAGCCGAGCACUUCCAUAUAACACUGUUGGCCAUGCUUAUUGUAUGUUAUCGGACCCCAACAACCUCCAUAACCCCAGUUUCCCUCUUACCACCCGCCAAACCAAACCCCUCUACCCGACAGGGCUUGUCGAAGGCUGACAAGAAGGUGGAGAGCCUGUGCCUGACGGACGCAGACUGGGAGACCCUGCAUGCUGUCAAGACGUUCCUCAGCCCAUUCGCCAAAGUUUCAAAGGCGGCAGAGGGGGCGGCGUACCCUACAGUGUCGAUGGUGGUCCCGUACUACAACGGCCUGAUCGACGCUAUGGAGUCGCGCCUUGCCAAGGGGCCAUCGGCUACGCUGAAGCCGAUGAUUGAGGCGGCGCUGGGUCUCUUGAAGAAGUAUGAACUGAUGUCCAACAACGAGUUGUGGAUUGCCACCUUCCUGGACCCUUCCACGAAGGCGGCGUGGUUUGACGACGCGCACUGGGAGACGCUGCAUCCCGAGACCGAGCGGAGGGUGAGGCCGCGGCCCACGUCAGGCGAGGUGAUCCAGCUAGUACGCGACCGCGUGGCCGAGUACCUGGCCCGGGCUGCAGCGCUUGCACCCCGGCCGACCCCACUUGCCCCCGUGACGGAGGAAGAGGAGGGGGACGAGGCGGAUGACGACGAAGACGCGCAGUGUCUCCCUAGUCGGAGACGACUUGCGGCGCGUCUGUCAGCGAGCCAGGAGGCGGGGAGGGGCGGGAUGGUGCAGGAUGACGAGGUUAGCAGGUACUUGUCCAGGAGGGUGCGGUGCGACAUGACAGCGUUGGAGUACUGGCGCACCGCCACCAACAUGCAGACGCUGAGGCGCAUGGCCCGGGAUUAUCUUGCCAUCCCUGCCACGUCCGCUUCGAGCGAGCGCGUGUUCUCUCUUGGCCGCAACCUCAUCUCCUGGAAGCGGCACCGCCUGGCCUCUCAGAGGACGCGAGCUGUCAUGAUUCUCAGAUCAUGGUACAGUUCACACCCUGGCCAGAGGAUAGGCGAGGGCCGUUGUGCAAGAGGCGUCGCACUACCAGAUUUUGCCAUUGAAGGCGAGGGGGAGGAGGAGGACGAGGAGGAGGAGGAGGAGGAGGAGGAGGAGGAGGAGGAGGAGGAGGAGGAGGAGGAGGGAGGAGGAGGCGGAGGAGGGUGUGGGUGCUGGCGACACAGCUGGCGGGGAGGAUGCUUUUGUUGGUAG